Cajanus cajan (pigeon pea) is the source of this 1129-nucleotide messenger RNA. RefSeq lists its product as uncharacterized. NCBI's taxonomy places the organism in Eukaryota, Viridiplantae, Streptophyta, Magnoliopsida, Fabales, Fabaceae. The record is from RefSeq and is a predicted model, not a curated record.
AUUUGUCUAUCUUAAAUAGGAUUGCUAUGCGCUCGUUCUUCCCUUCUUUCCUCUUGUCCUCCCAGCUUCGUUGAUUUCUUCGUUUGAAGGAUACCCUUAAAGGUCUUCUAUUUUGGAAGUUACCUGAUUUUGAAGAUGAAUUGUUAUAAUCUUCAGAAGAAUGCUUUCUCAUCUUGUGAAGAGAGGAGAGGCUCUCUUCCCAUUGCUGAUCAGAAUGGACCUGUCAUUUGCCCUAAGCCACGUCGAGCUGGGGUUUUAAUGAAUCUGCCUAUAAGGCCGGUAAAAUGGCAUGUAAGUCAUCAAGCUGAGGGUUCUGAUUCAAGAGCUGGGGCUGAGCUACUCGACAUUGUUCUCAAGAGGGACAUUGUUCUCAAGAGGGAAAAUUAUGUGGAAGAAUUCACAAAUUCAUCUCCUCCGUAUUUAUGUGGUUCUCCUCCAGUCCGAGCUGCUAAUCCCUUGAUCCAGGAUGCUCGGUUUGGACACGAAGAGAACACUCUUGUAUCAACAAUUUCAUCACCUUCAGGUUUACUGUCUCCAUCUUCAGCAUCUCGUAAAGGAGGAUGUGCUAGGAUGAAGUUUGGACUUAAACCUGCCGCUGUUAGAGUAGAAGGAUUUGAUUGCCUCGGCAGGGAUUGCCAGAAUUCCGGCAUCCCAGCUGUUGCUUAAACUCCAUUCAUCUAAGUGUAUAUAGAAGAAGCCAAGUGUCAUUACUUAUAAAACGUGACCUAACUAGAGAGAAUUUUGAAUGUUUUGGAGGGAAGUAAGAAAUUCAGUUAGUUGUGUAUAUAGCAAAUGCUUUUUUGUAUGGUGAGGUGAAUCAUCUCAUUGUGAUUAUCCAUUACGAGUUUAGGAAGCUGCAGAAAAAGUAAACCUUCUGUUCUUGAGGUUUCUUGUGUAGAGAGCAUGUCUUUUUGUAAUAUAAGGCGGUUGUAUCCGAGUGUCUUUUAAAAAUUUUAGGCAAUCACCGCAGGAAUGUUCUGUAUAGGAAUUGGUGAUUUUGGUUAUCAUUCCUGUAAAUAUAUUUAGGUGACUUUGCAAGUAUGUCUAUUAUAUUUAGCUUGUAUUUUCUGUUCCCAAAUGCUAUUUUUUAAGUACUCAUUUUUAAUUUAUCGUCACCAAUGUUCAUCUU